Molecule: messenger RNA, 945 nt
Organism: Aureobasidium vineae
Lineage: Eukaryota; Fungi; Ascomycota; Dothideomycetes; Dothideales; Saccotheciaceae
Source: the annotation of a GenBank genome assembly
AUGCCCGCCAAAUCCACCAUGUUCACAUCCGCCUGCAGAAGCGUCGCCCGCUCGAGCGCAUCAAAGACGAUUGCCACAGCACCAAUUCGCAGAAGCCUGCAUCGCUUGUCAACACCCUCAUCUCUCACAUCGACCGCCACCAGAUACCGUCCGAGUGCGCCUUCGCUCAAGCCCGCUCGCUCUCGGUUCCCCGCCGGCACUCGCUCCAUCUUCAUUCAGACCGAGGACACACCCAACGCCGACGCCUUGAAGUUCAUUCCCAACUCUCGCAUCUUGCCUGAGAACUUCCAAUCAUCCUUCCUCGAGUAUUUGUCGCCUCGCUCAACACUCGCGCCUCCUCACCCCUCGCCUCUCGCCGCUCAGCUGCUCAACGUAGAUGGCGUUUCGUCCGUCUUCUACGGCCCCGACUACAUUACUCCCGAAGUCUUCGCUCUGAUUACCGAGGCUGUGACAUCUGGGCAACCUCUCGUAAACACAGUCGCGGGAAAGAGUGGUGAAGAGCAAGCAGUCGAGAAGGACUCUUUGGAAUAUGAUGAGAAUGACAGUGAGGUUGUCAGCAUGAUCAAGGAAUUGCUCGAGACCCGCAUUCGUCCAGCCAUCCAGGAAGAUGGUGGUGACAUUGAAUUCAGGGGAUUUGUUGAUGGUCAGGUCCUGUUGAAGCUGCGCGGUGCUUGCAGGACUUGCGAUUCGAGCACAGUGACCUUGAAGAAUGGCAUUGAGAGCAUGCUCAUGCAUUACAUCGGUUCGUAUAUAUCUGCUGCAUCAUCUCUGGACACGAAGCUAACAGCUACACAGAUGAGGGUUCAAGGUGUCCAACAAGUGCUGGACGAAGAAGAGGAGGUCGCUCUCCGUGAGUUUGCCAAGUUCGAGGAAAAGCUCAAGGCACAGAAGGGUGAGGUUCCUGCCGGCACAAGUGGCAAGGGUUCUCUUGACACUGUCGAGUAG